Ostrinia nubilalis (European corn borer) is the source of this 678-nucleotide messenger RNA. RefSeq lists its product as uncharacterized. The transcript is spliced from 3 exons. NCBI's taxonomy places the organism in Eukaryota, Metazoa, Arthropoda, Insecta, Lepidoptera, Crambidae. The record is from RefSeq and is a predicted model, not a curated record. The coding region runs from base 76 to 528 and encodes 150 amino acids.
UCUCCGUGAAACAUUUUCAUUAUUGAAAACGAUUCAAACGAGUGCCAUUUCGUAUUGAACUCGCGUAUAAAAACAAUGGCAUAUUCAAAGAAUAGUGCUGUCUUUUGGCUGCUGUGUUUCGUAAAUUUAUCCAAUUGCAUUUCCUUAAAUUUUAAAACACUCCAAUAUAACACUACGCAGGAAAUCCUUCAGGAUGUCAGUAAUGACACAGGAGGGACAUAUGAAACAAAAGAGUCACAUAAUCACGUGUCUAACAUAGAAGAAAAGAACAUGUCAACACUUGAAUCUACAAAGUUGCGAGUGAAAAGGCAGAGCAGUGGAGGUAAGUACACUGACGCAGCCAAGAUGCCUCAAGUGAAGGUGCUCCGCCUCUUCCUGCAGAUGUUCAAGAACAUGUGGGCCUCGGUAUACGUGGGGGGUGCCCACCCCUUCCAUCACGAAGUACCCAAACCACUCGUCCAACUGUUCAAGGACAAAAUUGUGGAGUUCUUCUUCCCCCCAAUCGGAGAAGAAGCCAAAAAAGAUUAAUUCUACUUUUUUAUCUUACAUGUAUAUUUUUCAAAGGAAAUGUGAGCUUGAUACUGCUUUAUAUUGUGUACUAAGUAACAGUGUAAGUAAGUACAAAACAUAAAAACUUGUAAAGCAAUUCGGUGCAAAUAAAUAACUUACGAAGGCUCA